GGAUUCCUGCCUAGAAAUCUCCACUGGGCGAACUCCCAUCAGAAUGAAGUUGUUGGUUUGUAUCUUCCUGGCCUCUCUUGCUGCUGCUGCUACUGCACAUCUAUACACAGACCCGACGCUGGAUAACCACUGGGAGCUCUGGAAGAAAACCUAUGGCAAACAAUACAGCCACAAGAAAGAGGAAGGGGAACGGCGCGUGACCUGGGAAAAGAACCUCAAGCUCGUUAUGCUGCAUAACCUCGAGCACUCACUGGGGCUGCAUUCCUAUGAGCUGGGCAUGAACCACCUGGCAGACAUGACCAGCGAGGAAGUGGCUGCUUUGUUAACGGGGGUGAAAAUUCCUCACCGACCUGACCGGAAUUCCACCUACAGGCCACGGCCUGGCAGCAAAGUGCCUGACUCCAUGGACUGGAGGGACAAAGGAUGUGUUACGGAUGUGAAAAAUCAGGGGGCCUGUGGGGCCUGCUGGGCUUUCAGUGCUGUCGGUGCCCUAGAAGCCCAGGUGAAAUUGAAAACUGGAAACCUGGUGUCUCUCAGUGCACAGAACCUAGUCGACUGUUCCACUAUGUACGGGAACUACGGCUGCAAUGGCGGAUUUAUGACCCAAGCCUUCCAGUACAUCAUCGAUAAUAAUGGCAUUGAUUCGGACUCCUCCUAUCCGUACGCAGCUCAGAAUGGAACGUGUCACUAUAACCCUGCCACGCGAGCCGCCACCUGCUCCAAGUUCGUUGAGCUCCCGUAUGCCGAUGAAGCAGCCCUGAAGGAUGCCGUAGCCAAUAUCGGACCCGUGUCUGUCGCCAUAGAUGCGAAACAGCCUUCGUUUUUCCUGUACAGAUCAGGAGUCUACGAUGAUCCACGAUGCACUGAUGACACGAAUCAUGCGGUUCUAGCUAUCGGCUAUGGCACCCUGGAUGGGAAGGACUUUUGGCUUGUGAAAAACAGCUGGGGUGAAUAUUUCGGUGACAAAGGGUACAUUCGAAUGUCCAGGAACAAAGGAAACCACUGCGGGAUUGCCAGCUACGGUUCUUAUCCACAAAUAUAGAGGGACACUCUGCUUCAGAAUACACUCUGGAGAUGUGGUCUCUUAAACUGCUAAUCUUAGCCUUGCUGUAAUCUAGCUGCUCUGUUUGAGAACAAUGUACGGGCUCUAAUGGCAAAAUCCUCCCAUCAGAUCCAUCUGACGGAUCUGAGACAAGCAGCUGAAAUGAUGAAUGAUCAUGAUUGGUCUGGUCCAGAAUUUGGGCACUUUUAGCUCACUCUCCCUAUCCC
This is a messenger RNA of Emys orbicularis (European pond turtle), 1269 nucleotides long. Its product is annotated as cathepsin S-like. Gene Ontology annotation, biological process: positive regulation of apoptotic signaling pathway; positive regulation of peptidase activity; immune response. Lineage: Eukaryota; Metazoa; Chordata; Testudines; Emydidae. Gene Ontology annotation, molecular function: cysteine-type endopeptidase activity; cysteine-type endopeptidase activator activity involved in apoptotic process. The transcript is spliced from 8 exons. Bases 44 to 1042 code for a protein of 332 amino acids. The record is from RefSeq and is a predicted model, not a curated record. Gene Ontology annotation, cellular component: lysosome.